Molecule: messenger RNA, 4187 nt
Organism: Oryza sativa Japonica Group (Japanese rice)
Lineage: Eukaryota; Viridiplantae; Streptophyta; Magnoliopsida; Poales; Poaceae
Source: RefSeq, a predicted model, not a curated record
ACCGACACUCCCCCGUCUCUUCCUCUCCCCCAUUUUUUUCUUUAAAAUUCCAUCACUAAUCCUCGCCACCUCCCCCCUCACCGACGCUGCCGCCGCGCACACGCAUCCCCGGCCCGGCCUCUCUCUCUCUCUCUCUCUCUCUCCCGCUCUUCCUCUGCUCCGUCGCGGGGGAGGCGCAUUUGCCAGGGCGCGGAAUCCCCGGGAGAUUCGGAGGGAGAGAGAGAGAUGGAGAUCUGGUUGUAGGGCGAGGAGCGGUCGGCGGGCGGCGUAGGAGGAAGAGGGCGAGGGUGAGGGUGUGCGUGGUUGAUUAGCGGGGGGGAGGAGGAGGAGGGGCGAUGGAGGCGAGCGCCGGUCUGGUCGCCGGCUCCCACAACCGCAACGAGCUCGUCGUCAUCCGCCGCGACGGCGAUCCCGGGCCGAAGCCGCUCCGGCAGCAGAACGGGCAGGUGUGCCAGAUUUGCGGCGACGACGUGGGGCUCAACCCCGACGGCGAGCCGUUCGUGGCGUGCAACGAGUGCGCCUUCCCGGUGUGCCGCGACUGCUACGAGUACGAGCGCCGCGAGGGCACGCAGAACUGCCCCCAGUGCAAGACCCGCUUCAAGCGCCUCAGGGGUUGCGCUCGUGUGCCCGGGGACGAGGAGGAGGACGGUGUGGAUGACCUGGAGAACGAGUUCAACUGGAGGGACAGGAAUGACUCGCAGUACGUCGCGGAGUCGAUGCUCCACGCCCAUAUGAGCUAUGGCCGUGGUGGGGUCGACGUCAACGGUGUUCCGCAGCCAUUCCAGCCCAACCCCAAUGUUCCCCUCCUUACCGAUGGGCAGAUGGUUGAUGACAUCCCGCCGGAGCAGCAUGCGCUUGUGCCAUCUUUUAUGGGCGGCGGGGGAAAGAGGAUCCACCCGCUUCCUUAUGCGGAUCCCAAUCUACCUGUUCAACCAAGAUCUAUGGACCCAUCCAAGGAUCUUGCUGCAUACGGUUAUGGUAGUGUUGCGUGGAAGGAGAGGAUGGAGAGCUGGAAGCAGAAGCAGGAGAGGCUGCACCAGAUGAGAAAUGAUGGUGGUGGUAAAGACUGGGAUGGCGAUGGUGAUGAUGGAGAUCUACCACUAAUGGAUGAAGCUAGGCAGCCAUUGUCCAGAAAAGUCCCAAUUCCUUCAAGUCAGAUUAACCCCUAUAGAAUGGUUAUCAUAAUUCGGCUGGUGGUUUUGGGGUUUUUCUUCCACUAUCGAGUGAUGCAUCCAGUGCCUGAUGCUUUUGCCUUAUGGCUGAUAUCUGUAAUUUGUGAAAUCUGGUUUGCCAUGUCUUGGAUUCUUGAUCAAUUCCCCAAGUGGUUUCCUAUCGAGAGAGAGACUUACCUUGAUCGAUUGACAUUGAGGUUUGACAAGGAAGGCCAAACAUCUCAACUUGCACCAAUCGAUUUCUUUGUCAGUACUGUUGAUCCCUUGAAGGAACCUCCUUUGGUCACAGCAAACACUGUUCUAUCUAUCCUCGCGGUAGAUUAUCCAGUUGAUAAGGUUUCAUGCUAUGUCUCUGAUGAUGGUGCUGCAAUGCUGACAUUUGAAGCAUUAUCCGAAACAUCUGAAUUUGCAAAGAAAUGGGUUCCUUUCUGCAAAAAGUACAGUAUUGAACCACGUGCUCCAGAGUGGUACUUCCAACAGAAGAUAGACUACCUGAAGGAUAAGGUGGCACCAUACUUUGUUAGGGAGAGGAGAGCAAUGAAGAGAGAGUAUGAGGAAUUCAAGGUGAGAAUCAAUGCAUUGGUUGCUAAAGCUCAGAAAGUUCCCGAGGAAGGUUGGACAAUGCAAGAUGGAACUCCCUGGCCUGGAAACAAUGUUCGCGAUCACCCUGGAAUGAUUCAGGUCUUCCUUGGCCAAAGUGGCGGCCAUGACAUCGAAGGUAAUGAGCUACCUCGAUUGGUGUAUGUUUCAAGAGAAAAAAGGCCAGGCUAUAACCAUCACAAGAAGGCUGGUGCCAUGAACGCAUUGGUCCGAGUAUCUGCUGUACUAACUAAUGCUCCAUACAUGCUCAACUUGGAUUGUGAUCAUUACAUCAACAAUAGCAAGGCUAUAAAGGAAGCAAUGUGUUUUAUGAUGGACCCUUUGGUUGGAAAGAAGGUUUGUUAUGUGCAAUUCCCUCAAAGGUUUGAUGGGAUUGAUCGUCAUGAUCGAUACGCCAACAGGAACGUGGUCUUCUUCGAUAUCAACAUGAAAGGCUUGGAUGGUAUCCAAGGCCCCAUCUAUGUUGGUACUGGAUGUGUCUUUAGAAGGCAGGCAUUGUAUGGUUAUGAUGCCCCCAAAACGAAGAAGCCUCCGUCGAGGACCUGCAACUGCUGGCCUAAAUGGUGCAUUUGCUGUUGCUGCUUUGGUGACAGGAAGAGCAAGAAGAAAACUACGAAACCUAAAACAGAGAAGAAGAAAAGAUCUUUCUUCAAGAGAGCAGAAAAUCAAUCCCCUGCAUAUGCACUUGGUGAAAUUGAGGAGGGUGCUCCAGGAGCUGAAAAUGAAAAGGCUGGUAUUGUAAAUCAACAGAAGCUGGAAAAGAAAUUUGGCCAAUCUUCUGUUUUUGUCGCAUCCACACUUCUUGAGAAUGGUGGAACCUUGAAAAGUGCGAGUCCAGCAUCUCUUCUAAAGGAAGCAAUUCAUGUCAUAAGCUGUGGGUACGAAGAUAAGACAGACUGGGGGAAAGAGAUUGGCUGGAUCUACGGAUCAGUUACAGAAGAUAUUCUAACUGGUUUUAAGAUGCACUGCCAUGGUUGGCGGUCAAUUUACUGCAUACCUAAACUACCUGCAUUCAAAGGUUCUGCACCACUCAAUCUUUCUGAUCGUCUUCACCAAGUUCUUCGGUGGGCUCUUGGGUCUGUUGAAAUAUUCUUCAGCAACCAUUGCCCUCUUUGGUAUGGAUAUGGUGGUGGACUAAAAUGUUUGGAAAGAUUUUCCUACAUUAAUUCCAUCGUGUAUCCUUUUACAUCCAUUCCACUCUUGGCUUACUGUACAUUGCCAGCCAUCUGUUUGCUAACUGGGAAGUUUAUCACUCCAGAGCUUACGAAUGUUGCCAGUCUCUGGUUCAUGUCACUUUUUAUCUGCAUUUUUGCUACUGGCAUCCUGGAAAUGAGAUGGAGUGGUGUUGGCAUUGAUGAUUGGUGGAGAAAUGAACAAUUUUGGGUCAUUGGAGGGGUCUCUUCGCACCUCUUUGCUUUGUUCCAGGGACUUUUGAAGGUCAUAGCUGGUAUAGAUACGAGUUUCACUGUGACAUCAAAAGGUGGGGACGAUGAAGAGUUCUCAGAGCUAUAUACAUUCAAAUGGACUACCUUGCUGAUACCUCCAACCACUCUACUCUUAUUGAACUUCAUUGGGGUUGUUGCUGGUGUUUCGAAUGCAAUCAAUAACGGGUAUGAAUCAUGGGGACCCCUCUUCGGGAAGCUCUUCUUUGCAUUUUGGGUGAUCGUCCAUCUUUACCCAUUCCUCAAAGGUUUGGUUGGAAGGCAAAACAGGACGCCAACAAUUGUUAUUGUCUGGUCCAUUCUUCUGGCUUCAAUCUUCUCACUCCUCUGGGUCCGGAUUGAUCCUUUCUUAGCAAAGAAUGAUGGUCCACUUCUGGAAGAGUGUGGUUUGGAUUGCAACUAGGGAGUUGGGAACUCCCCCAUCGGUGUGUGCUGAAGGAAUACACACUUGGUUCUGUGUAGAUAGAAACACGAAAGGUGAUGUUUUGCUUUUGUCCCAUGGUGGUAGCUCAGCCUCAUAUCUGCAAUAUUUGGGCAAACCGGAGGCUGCGGCAACCUUGUGAACUUCGGCCACCAAGUACAGCCAAACUGCGUUUGAUUGUCCAGCAUUAUUUAUUACUGCUUUGGUGGUAAAUUUAAUUGGGUGAGCUGAACAGAAGGUGUUGGCAUUGCUGUUCAUGUACAAACUUGUGUCUCAAUAAGGCAGGCAGGAAUGGAUCUGCUAUGGAGUAGAAAGGUGAUGCACAGUAUUUAUGUAGUGAAACGUGUGUGGGUGCCCAUUGAAGGGCUUGUUCAUUCCUUGUUUCUCUUUUUUACUUAUCUAGAACCAAAUGGAUCAUUUAGUGUUAGUAAUGUAGUGCAUCCAGUGUUGUAAAGGCGCCCUAUUUUUGGUUGGUAAUUGUAAUCAAUAUAUACUUCUGUUGUCUUGACAUUUUCAAAGAAAGGUUGUAAGGAUGAUCGUGAUCAGAUAUAA